Molecule: messenger RNA, 918 nt
Organism: Sorex araneus (European shrew)
Lineage: Eukaryota; Metazoa; Chordata; Mammalia; Eulipotyphla; Soricidae
Product: olfactory receptor 2M5-like
Exons: 1
Coding region: 1-918 (305 amino acids)
Biological process (GO): G protein-coupled receptor signaling pathway
Cellular component (GO): membrane
Molecular function (GO): G protein-coupled receptor activity; olfactory receptor activity
Source: RefSeq, a predicted model, not a curated record
AUGUCAACGGGGAAUGAAACAGAUUUCACCCUACUGGGCUUCUUCCCUGAAUUUAAAUACAUCACAGCAAUGGUCUCCAUCAUUCUCCUUAUCUACAUAGCUGCCUUAACUGGCAACACUCUUCUGCUCCUUCUCAUUUGGUUAGAUUCCAGACUCCACACUCCCAUGUACUUCCUUCUCAGUCAGCUCUCUGUAAUGGAUUUGACAUUGACCUCUAGCAUUGUUCCCAAGAUGGCAGCCAAUUUCUUCUCUGGAUGGCGAAGCAUUUCAUUUCUGGCUUGUGGGACUCAAAUAUUCUUUUCCUUAACAGUGGCUAUUGCAGAAUGUAUUCUAAUAACUCUAAUGUGCUUUGAUCGCUAUGUGGCUAUCUGUAAUCCUCUUCGGUAUCCACUCAUCAUCAGUCCAAGGGUUUGCGCACAGAUGGCUGCCAUGUCUUGGGCUGGAGGAGCACUUACCUCCUUGGGCCACACUGCUUUCACCUUGCAUUUUCAAAUCUGCAAUCCCAGAGAAAUCCCCCACUUCUUCUGUGAAGUCAUGGCUGUCCUUAGGAUUGUCUGUGAAGAUAUCUCAGCCUAUGAGAAGGCAGUGGUGGUGACAAGUAUCCUAGUUCUACUUCUGCCCUUAUCACUCAUCUUGUCCUCCUAUAUUGUUAUCUUCCUUGCUGUACUCCGAAUGAACUCCCCAGAAGGCAGGAACAAGGCUUUAGCCACGUGCACCUCUCAUCUUUGUGUGGUUGGUCUCUAUUUUGGUCCAGGUAUGUGCAUCUACAUGAGACCUGGUUCUGCCAAGACUCCUAAGUUGAAUCAGGGUCUCUUUCUCUUUGGAACUGUUCUAACCCCACUCCUGAACCCUCUAGCUUAUAGCCUUAGAAACAAGGAAGUUUUAAGUGCACUGAAAAAAUUUAUAGGAAGGUGUUAG